AUGGCUCCCUUCGGCAAGAUCUACAGCUACCCUGGCAACUACCGCGUUGCGCGGACCCUCGCCCUCGCCGAGCUCAACGGCCUCGAGGUCGUCCUCGACCCCGACUUCCAGAUGGGCGUGACCAACAAGACGCCCGAGUUCCUCGCCAAGUUCCCGCUGGGCAAGGUCCCGGCCUUCGAAUCCGCUGACGGCAGCUUCCACCUGACCGAGGGCCAGGCCAUCGCGCGCUAUGUCGCCGACAGCGGGCCGAAGGCUGCCCAGCUGCUCGGCGCCGACCCCAAGACCCGCGCGCUGAUCGACCAGUGGGCAUGCUUUGCCGAGCAGGAGUUGGGGAUGCACCUCCUGCUGCCGGUGCGAAUGACGCUGUUCAAGAUAAUUCCCUUUGACGAGGCUCGCUACGACCAGUGCGCGGCCAACUUUGAGCGCGCGCUCAAGAGGCUCGAUGUCGCUCUGCAGGGCGGCAAGAAGUUCCUCGUUGGCGACCAGCUCACUUUCGCUGAUGUCAUGGUACUCGGCCCGCUGUCGCUCGCGACCAAAGUGUUGGUUGAUGCCGAGAUGAGGAAGGCUGCGCCGAAUGUUGAGGGAUAUCUCAAGGGCUUGUUGGAGAUUCCUGAGUUGAAGAAGGCGUUUGGCGAGCUGGUACUGAUUGAGACUCGGGUUAAGGCCUGA
This is a messenger RNA of Thermochaetoides thermophila DSM 1495, 669 nucleotides long. RefSeq lists its product as uncharacterized. Gene Ontology annotation, cellular component: nucleus; cytoplasm. NCBI's taxonomy places the organism in Eukaryota, Fungi, Ascomycota, Sordariomycetes, Sordariales, Chaetomiaceae. The record is from RefSeq and is a predicted model, not a curated record. Gene Ontology annotation, biological process: translational elongation. Bases 1 to 669 code for a protein of 222 amino acids. The transcript has 2 exons.